AUGAGCGAUAAGUUCCAUAAAGAGCUCUUUUUCCCCAAAAAUGAACUUAAAAGCAAUGAAAAUACUAUUACACCUGCUGAGAUGGGCAUUCCAAACAUAUAUCAGACUACCUCAUUACAACCUAGGCUUUGGAUUGAACUUACUCCAAUGAUCCGUGUACCGAUAAGUUGCAAUGAAAUUCGAGAUCAAGUCUUUCAAGCAUUGGAAGAAAUACAUUUAGGCGCUUUUUUGCAUAAUUCGGGUCCAAUUCUGAAUGAGUUUGUCGAACUCCUAAGCAAUCCGAUAAGUUUUCAAGACCCCAGUAUGCUUAAUGAUCUCCACCCGGUAGUCUACUAUUUGGCCGGCUUGACCAGAGAAUCUUUAAUCCAAGUAGUUGGAAAGUUGACAGACAGCUCCCCUAUAUCUAUAAUAUUGAGCAAAGUGAACGGGAUCGAGCUAAGUCCUCAUUUACAAAAUAAAACCAAAGAAUAUGCCUUGACAGCCUAUUCUGAUUUUGCUAGGCUAAAUAGGAGCAACGCUUUUCUUCUGAAGUUGUAUGACUUGGUAUCUGGAAACGAAUUAUAUUUCGUUACUACUUUAGUCAUAUGCACUUUGCAUGCUUUCAUUCAUAUGUUUGAGCCAGCCAAAGUGGACACAUUUCGACAAAAAGAAGAUGAUGUACAAGAGAGGAAUAAUUCACAGAGUUCAUCUGAUGUCGGUGAAAAUAUUCUAAAUACUAUUCAUCAAAUGAGGCUAAAUGAUUACUUAGAUACGAAAAUUUCAGAAAUAGAACUGAAUGGUCAGUUCCGUGAGAUCAAUGCAGACGAAUACAAUUACGGUCACUCUUCAUUGAUAAAUUCACCGACCUCAUGGGCGUCUUCUAACGCAACAGAGAACAGGAAAUCAAUAUGGGAUAAUAAUUACUCACGUUUGGAUUCUCCAUUCACUCCAGAAUUUUUGACGGCAAUAAAUUGGAAUCAACCUGCUUCCGAUUUUAAUGCACACGAUGAAUUACAAAAAGCAUCUGUUGAACAAGAAGAGAAGAACUUAGGUAGUGAGCAACCUGAGGGUAUGUAUGCUCCAGAUGAGGAAUUUUCUGCACACUAUCAGAUUAUAAAAUCAGGAUUGUUUGGGAGCAUCUACAAUCUUUUUGGAAAUAAGAACAUAGUGCCUAUAAAGGAAUUACUUCGUAAUAAGGAUGUCAUUGAAAAAAUCGAUAGAUUGACAGAUCUUUUGGUGAUCAGAGAAAUGGAGCUUGAGGAGGGCACCAUAGAAGAAUCAAGAGAAGUUCAUGAAGCUAAGUCCACUGAUACUUUACAAGAUGACGAGGCAGCCCAGCAAAAUGAAAAGAACAUUUCUAGAAAGUUGAAGGUCCUUAAAAUACUGUCCAAGAAAGAGGAACAGCGUCCAAAGUCAUCCACACAUACACCUACACUCACACCUUCUGUGCCUUCGACUCUAAAGCUUGAGCAGAAGAGAGAGCUGAACUCGGUACCCAUAGACCAAUUUUCUAAUGCUUACCAUCAGGUUAGUCAGAAACUAUCAAAUAAACUAGAUAACCAAACUGAUACUGAAAAUUUUGAUCAUACCUAUAAAGCAAAUCAGAAGCAAAUCGUUAAUAAUCACCUGAAGGAGUUUAGUGGCUUAAACGAAACUAACAUGAAGAGUUUAAGAGAAUUCUCGAAAAAGUGGGCAGAGAAGCAUGAUUUGAAAGAUGAAUCAGAUGCUGGUAAAGAAGCUAUAAACUCGCCUCGUGAUGUAAUGACACCUUCUUCCAAAAUAUCACAGGCCAUGCAAGGGUACGAUUCAAUUAUAAAUAGUACGAAGACCGAGAAAUCCAACAACAUCACGACGGAAAUCGAAAAUGAGGAAUUAGCUAUCAAAUCAGAGAAUUUUAAGGGCGGGGUUGGUACAAAUGAAGUUGGUGUACAGCAGUUUGACCAUGAUUCUAUGAAAAUUCAAGAACUUAGCCUGAAUAUUGAUAUUGUUCAAACUUUAUUUCCCAAAUUGAAAAGGAAUACGACAGAAGAAAUGUUUAAAAUGUGUUAUUUCGAUUUAGAUGCUGUGCUAGACCUUUUGUUUUCUGAAGAGCUUGCACUUGAUGCAACCAUAAGUAUCGUACUCGAGAAUAUAAGCGAGCAAGAAAUGAGUUUCGAAGAACAGUAUUUAUUUGCUAUAAGGUAUUUCCCCAAAUUGACUCGUCUGGAGUUAAGUUCCAAAUUGUCAAUGAAUAUGGGAAACUUCAAGCACACACUUCAAAGACUUUACUUUGACAACGAAACGUAUUUCGAUGCUUCAAGUACAGUAAGUGUGAACAAUGGAAGUAGUGAAUCGAAAAGAGAGGAGCCAGAAGUAAUAAAAAUAAUGCCUGAGGUAGGUGUGUUACAAGAGUUACUUCCAAAUGUUGAGAAGGAAGUGCUCAUGCGCAGUUUGAAGAGGUAUAACUUCGAUGUAAAUAAAGCGUAUGAAAGCUUAGCUGAAGUACAGAAGAGUACAAACUCACCUCCUGCCGAAUCAACUGACAGUUCUUGGAAGAAAUUCGAUGUUGAUGCCACCAAAGUUCAAGAAAUCACUCAUAUACCGAUGAAACAAGUUAAAAGCUACCUCCACAAGAACAAGGGUAAUUAUUUGGAAACGAUAGUAGAUAUUAUAUUGAACUACAAGCAUGAAAAUACGGGUAAUACAGAUUCAAACGUUCUUAAAGGUGGAAGAGUACAAUACAACAAUAUAAGCAACAAAACCACACCCAUUGAGGUAGUAACGGAUGAUCCCAAUAGUGAAGAAUACAAAUAUGACCCACACAGCAAAGAAGCCCAAGAGUUAAGAGCAGUCUAUCUUGGAAAUAAAGAGUUUCGUGAAAACAUGAGCGAAACAUUCUUCACUAGGGGACUAGUAUUCUUCAAGGGAGAUUAUUCUCAGGUGCUUAACGUUGCAUUUUUACUUUGGGAGAACAAUUCCUUGCGUUUACUGUUUGCAACACCUCAAAAGAAGAAUAAGUUGAGCAUUGUGCUAGACGAGAUUAAUGGAGGCAUUAAGUUGCCAGAUAAGAAGUUGCCUGUCAAAGUGAAGGCUACAGAGGGAAGAAGUGCCAUUCCGCAUGCAAGCGGAAUGUCUUACAAUGGGUCUGAGCAACUAGACUUACAUGGUAUGACAUCCAAGGAUGCAGUUAAUAAAGCAGAAUACGCAGUGAAGAAAUGGUGGGCGCUUGAAAGUGAACAGAGAAUUGCCGAUGGAAGAAUGCACAAAUUUGGAUCAAUUGCACAGUUUUGUCUGCCCCUAAGUAUCAUCGUGGGAAAGGGGAUUCAUUCCACAGGAGGAAGAGCCAAAAUAAAGCCUGCAGUUACCAAAAUGUUAGAAAGGAAUAGAUAUGUAUUCGAAGACCUGCUGGGAGCAUUGGUAGUAUUGGGAAAGAGAUGA
This is a messenger RNA of Dujonia railenensis, 3396 nucleotides long. The record is from the annotation of a GenBank genome assembly. NCBI's taxonomy places the organism in Eukaryota, Fungi, Ascomycota, Pichiomycetes, Serinales, Debaryomycetaceae.